This is a messenger RNA of Phytophthora sojae, 1398 nucleotides long. RefSeq lists its product as hypothetical. The coding region runs from base 1 to 1398 and encodes 465 amino acids. The transcript is spliced from 3 exons. Lineage: Eukaryota; Oomycota; Peronosporomycetes; Peronosporales; Peronosporaceae. Gene Ontology annotation, molecular function: metal ion binding; acid phosphatase activity. The record is from RefSeq and is a predicted model, not a curated record.
AUGGCGAUCGCAGGCGCGUCCGUGCUGCUGUUCGCCUCCGUCUUCGUGCUGGCCAACGUGGUCAACACGGCGCGCGUCCCUGUGUACGACGAGUCGAUCACCAGCAUGUCGGAGAUGCUCGUGGCCCCCACCGCGGGGUCUGCGUCGCCGUCCCAGAUCCACGUUGCGUUCGGCGGUGAAGUCGCAGUGAAGAGCUACUCGGCCAUCCGGACGUCAACCACUACAGCGGCGGAGAUCCGACUGGGCAUGACCAUCUCCUGGGCCACGGACGUGAAGACGGCGACGUCCUCGGUGCGCUACGGACUGUCCGAGGACAGCGUGUCGACUGUGCAGCAGGCCGAGGAGCCGUGCGAGCAGUACGACUUCUGCAAAUACACGUCCCCGUGGCUCCACCACGUGACGAUCCCUGGCGACAAGCUGACCCCAGACACGACGUAUUACUACCAAUGCGGUGACGACGCGGGCGGCUGGAGUGCAGUGUACUCGUUCAAGACUGCCAUUCCCGUCGGCAGUGAGGCACCGCAGACUUUUGGCGUCAUUGGAGACCUCGGCCAAACAGAGUAUUCAGAGCAGACUAUCCGCCACCUCGAUGCUGUCAAGUCCAAGAUGAGUAUGAUCGUGUGCGCUGGAGAUCUCUCGUACGCCGACAGCGAGCAGUACCGCUGGGAUCGGUGGGGCAAGCUGGUUGAGCCGCUGAUCGCCCGGAUGCCGUGGAUGAUUUCGUCGGGCAACCAUGAAGUGGAGCGCCCCUGCCAACCUGAAGUCAGCAAGUUCGUUGCGUACCAGACGCGCUUCCGCAUGCCCUACGAGCGCGAGAACAAACUCCAGCGUCGCAACCUGUACUACGGCUUCCGCGUGGGCCUUGUGCACUUCAUCAUUCUGACCCCGUACGUCGAGUCGACGCCCGAUUCACUGCAGUACGAGUGGCUGAAGCAAGAGUUCAAGCGCGUCGACCGCAGUGCCACCCCGUGGCUGGUUGUGAUCAUGCACGGGCCGUGGUACAACAGCAACACGGCGCACCAGGGCAUGGAGCCGCACAUGAUCAUGAAGAAGCACAUGGAGGACAUCCUCUACGAGAAUAAGGUGGAUGUCGUGGUUGCAGGCCACGUCCACGCCUACGAGCGCAGCCACCCAGUCUACAAGGAGAAGGUCGUGGAAGACGGCCCGGUGUACGUCGUGCUGGGCGACGCCGGCAACCGCGAAGGCCUGGCGCCGACCUACUUCGACCCGCAGCCGGAGUGGUCAGCGUUCCGCCAGGCUGACUACGGUUUCUCGCUGCUGAACGUGGCGAACCGCACGCACGCGAGCAUGCAGUGGUUCGAGGAUCGGCCGACAGGCGACGCCAUCCUGCGCGACACGGUCACUCUGACCACGUCCAAGUUCCGGUCGUCGGGCUAA